This is a messenger RNA of Lotus japonicus, 555 nucleotides long. Its product is annotated as cytochrome c oxidase subunit 5C-2. The transcript is spliced from 2 exons. Bases 172 to 366 code for a protein of 64 amino acids. The record is from RefSeq and is a predicted model, not a curated record. NCBI's taxonomy places the organism in Eukaryota, Viridiplantae, Streptophyta, Magnoliopsida, Fabales, Fabaceae.
CUAGUUGGGCUUUCAGGGCCCACGUUAACACCUGGCCUGCACUCGUAGAUACAUCAACGAAAACUAACCAAAUGGGUGCGAUUGAACUCCCUCGACUCCACAACUUUGUCUUCGCCUGUGCUGUGUGCCUCUCUCGUUGUAGAAUUCACAAGCUUAAAGAAAGUGAAUCAAAUGGCUGGUCCUAGGAUUGCUCAUGCUACCUUGAAGGGACCGAGUGUUGUCAAGGAGAUUGUGAUUGGAAUGGUGCUCGGUUUAGCUGCUGGUAGUGUCUGGAAGAUGCAUCAUUGGAAUGAACAGAGGAAAACCAGGACCUUUUAUGAUUUACUGGAAAAGGGUGAGAUUGGCGUUGUUGCUGAGGAAGAGUGAUAAUGUUCUUGCUUUGUGCUUUUGCUCUCCAUUUAUAGUCGUUUUUCUUUUGUCCUUCAAUAUUCAAUUGGCUCUUUAAAUAUAUAUGAGCUAACUACUCUAAGAUGAAAAAAAUAAGUUUCUUGCACUGAUUGUGGACUAAGUUUGCUUGAGAAAUUUUAUGAAGCUGAGUUUUAUUUCAUGCUUGAA